AAUAUUUCCUUAUUUGGAGUGGAAGUCACAUUUUAACUUUUUCCUCGAUCGCUUUGCAGUUCUUUUUUGUCGUUUCACGUUUAUUUAUCGUUCACGUUUACUAGUAUAUAUUUGGUUUACUUCACAUUUUAUUUCGUUGCGAGAACAUGGACUUAAAUUUUGGAGAUUCCACCACCAGCCCUACUGCAAGCUAUCUUCCUGGAUAUCUGUUGGGUGGUAAUACUCAGUCAUCUUUGCCGAUGUCCAAAAAUUGGUCAUCACCAUUAGGUUCAUCUCAAAGAAGUCCAUAUUACAAGAACUCCAAAUCACCACCAAGAGGUGUAACUUCCAGUUUCACAAGUCCUCAUCAGUUAUCUGUAAAAGAAAAACAGUACAAUUCCAUCAGGGGUACCCCAACAAUCAGUCGGACACCAAAAGAGUCUAUARGUGCUCCACCAGUAGAAAGUCUUUACAAUACAAAGUAUGCUGUAUCUUCACCAUUCACAGAAAGAACCUUGGAUAGAACACAGAUGGAUUCUAUUAACACGUAUUCACCAGUGAGUAAAAGUUUACAACACACUCCAAACAUUGGUAAAGAGGUCACCUUUGGACGUACAACGAUUGCUGUUACCCCUCCUUCUCCAGCACAAGUCGACCCAUUUUACACUCAAGGGGAAGGUUUGACUAGUGGCGAUAUUUUGAAUGAAUGUUGGGUUACUGUUUUUGGCUUUCCACCUGCUGCCUCCUCUUUCAUUCUUCAGCAGUUCUCACAAUAUGGAAAUAUUAUCCAAAAAGAGGUUAUGGCAAAUAGAAAUUGGAUGCACAUCCAGUAUCAGUCAAAGUUACAAGCCAAAAAGGCCCUCAGCAAGCAUGGAAAGGUUUUUAGUGGCAAUCUUAUGAUUGCAGUCAUCCCUUGUAUUGAAAAGAGCAUAAUGGCAUGCAUCGGAAAAGAAAAUGUAAUGGCUGCAAGUAAUGAUGCUAUCAAUGACAUAUCAAUGAAAUCAAGUACCAUCCCAUGCAAGACACCUAUAAGACCAUUGACGGCUGCAUAUAAUGCAGCAAGUAGCACACAUCAGGUUGAGCCUCUAGAUGGCAAAACUCCACAGAAGAGUGACACAAUCAUUUCGAAAGCCAUGGAAUAUAUGUUUGGCUGGUAGAUUAUAAUAUGAGAAUAUCUUUUUAGAUAAAUUAUCAUUAUUAUUGUAUGAGAGCAAGCUAUAAAGAACUAAAACAAAAUGCAAAGAACCAAAUGCAAAACAUAUAUAAUUUCAUCAAUGAAUAGUAAAACCAGGAAACAGUACUAAAUAUAUUUUGCACUACAUAGUACAAAAUAGUGCAAUGCAUAUCUUUUGCUUUUAUAUUGUUUUGUUAGUGCUUAAUAGUGCCACUACUUCUUCUUUGAUACCUAAAAUGGAGCUCAACCUUAAGACUUUGGUACUUGUCAGCUCUCAAUGUUAAACAGAGGUGCUUAACCUUUCAUUGGUUCGUACUACAGACAACUCAGUUUUCAUCCUGACUUUUGUCUCUCAAGUGUUUCAGAUUUGCCACAUAGUUUUGAAUAAAGCUGGAGUUUCAUAAUUUAAAUAAAAUUGUAUUUCUUCCUAUUGA
Molecule: messenger RNA, 1587 nt
Organism: Actinia tenebrosa (Australian red waratah sea anemone)
Lineage: Eukaryota; Metazoa; Cnidaria; Anthozoa; Actiniaria; Actiniidae
Product: nucleoporin NUP35
Biological process (GO): NLS-bearing protein import into nucleus; nuclear pore organization
Cellular component (GO): nuclear pore central transport channel; nuclear membrane; nuclear pore nuclear basket
Molecular function (GO): nucleic acid binding; phospholipid binding; structural constituent of nuclear pore
Source: RefSeq, a predicted model, not a curated record